AUGUGAUUGUGAGAGAAUUUUGCAUUUUUGUUUAUUUGUUUGUGUGAAAGUGUGUGUUUGUGUGUAUUGUGCGUUAUACAAAUUGUGCAGAAUUUUAAAAUCGAACAUCUUUAUGAUCGUAGGCGUUGUGGUCAAUAAAGUGAAUGGUAAUAAAACAUCAAUCAAAUCAUUAUGAAUUUAAAGUGAUGUGCAGUGAUUAUUUGAUAAGUCACUAUAUCUCAAAAAGUUAGCAUCCGAGCUCCUUGUUUGUGAUUAAGGACGAACACAAAUGUAUAUCAAGUAGAGAUGGCCUCAACCCAGGGUGAGAUUAGAGUUGGUCCCGGGCACCAGGUAAAAGACAUAUAUGCUCGCCUCCCUGAUUACCGCCCGGGAAUACCAGCCGAUCAACUCCAGCCAGAUCCGGAAUUCUUGAAGGAGCGCGAAGAGCUGCGAUGGGUGCCGCAGAUGACACUGGACAGUGACCUACUUAUGUACUUGAGGGCGGCGAGGUCCAUGGCCGCGUUUGCAGGUAUGUGUGAUGGCGCCUCUCCAGAUGACGGUUGUGUUGCAGCAAGUAGGGAUGAUACCACCAUUAAUGCUCUCGAUGUGCUACAUGAUUCAGCAUAUGAUCCUGGUAAGGCUUUACAGGCACUAGUUAAAUGUCCAGUGCCAAGAGGGAUUGAUAAAAAGUGGACUGAAGAAGAAACGAAGCGGUUCGUUAAGGGAUUGCGGCAAUUCGGUAAAAAUUUCUUUAGGAUAAGAAAAGAUCUGCUGCAGCAUAAAGAAACGUCUGAGUUAGUCGAGUUCUAUUAUCUUUGGAAGAAAACUCCGGGUGCUAACAACAAUCGACCACACAGACGGCGUAGGCAAGGUUCUUUACGCCGUAUUCGGAACAAUAGGAAUACCAGGACUGGAACGCCGAAGGAACCUGUCCCAGAAGUAGCAACACAGGAAGUUACAGUAUCUCCUCAACCCACUUCAAAUCCUAAAGAACUUGGUGAAACAAGCUCGGUCACUGAAGAUGAUAAUUCUGAAGAUGAUAGUGACUCAAGGGACUUUGUAUACAGAUGUCAACACUGUUUCACAACUGAUUCAAGAGAUUGGCAACACAAUGGUACUGGGAAAGAUCGAACGCUACUUUGUAGUGAAUGCCGAGCGCAUUUGAAGAAAACUGGGGAAUUGCCUCCUCUACCAGCAUCUGUACCUGGAACACCUUCUAUACCAACAAGUUCUUGUGGAAAGAAUUUGAAUGAUUCUUCAUUUUUGUUCCGGCCGGUUGAAACUGAAAGUCCGAGUGAUUCACCUAGUCGGAUGCGAACUAGAAACAAGGCAGCAAAAGAACAACCUGCACGUGCUCGACCUAAACGCGGAAAUGGUACUGAAUCAGAGUCAAAUGAAACUUAUGAUAAGCCUAUAAAAUCACCAGCAAAACCUGGUACUAACAGUUGUACCAAUUCACCUAAUGACAAAGUAGCUACUGCAGCUUCAGGUAAACGUAAAUCAUCUAGUGGCAAAUCUGAUGCCAAUAGUAAAGGUAGAAAAAGGCUGCAGGAUAAAAUUGAUGGUGAAACAGAUGUGGACGAUAAGGAUAUGGCUUUGUUCAAAAGAAAACGUGCUGAUCGUCCAGAUAGCCCAUCUGAGAGCCUCACCACAGAUAGCGGUUCUGUUGUGGAUGAUGUUGACAAUACAGAAAAUGAAGUGGAUACCUCAGAGGCAAACAGCACAUCUGUAGUUGAUACGCCUAAAGUGGAAGAUAGCGAGUCAAGUGCUGAAGCUAGCAAGGUUGUAGUUACACCUCCUGUUAAUUCUGAAAAGGGUAGUAUGAAGAUUGCCUUGACACCUGAUCCAUUGAUUAUAAAGAAGGAAGAUCCUGAUAGCAAGUACAAAAAAGAUUUUGAUAAUGCAAUACAUCCCAUUUUUAUUAAUAGAGAUGAUAUCAAGAAGUUUGAUGAAGAUAUCAAGGUAAAGGACAUAGUUAUUAAAACUGAAGACCCCUUAUGUGACGUUAAACCUACUGUGCUUCUUGAGUGCAAAUCAGAGUUGAUUAUCCCUAAGGUAAUGGUAGAAGAGAAUUUCAAAGAAGGCAAAGUUGUAAUAAAGGAAGAAAUUGAAACAUCAAAUGAAGCGUCUGUAUUUUCUACUGCAAAGGAUGUUGAUGAUAACCAGCCGUACAAUAAUGCAAAUCAGAAAGUAUAUAAUACAAUAAAUACAAGUGUAGGCCCACAAAAUUUGAAUAUCAAGGAUCAUAAUGCGUAUCAGAUAGAUGAAUUAUCUCAUAAUUUAUCAGCAUCCUCACCUGUGAAGGAAGAUUUGCUGAUGAAUAAAAAACAUGUCAUAAAAGAAACAACGCCAACAAAACAAAUUACAAAGGAAUUAUUUUCUGUCACUCCUCCAGUAUCACAACAUUCUCAGAAUUUGUCAGUGAAGGAAGUUCAAAGUCAUGCUAAUAAAAGUGAAUAUUUCCAAACUGUUGAGCAAGAAAGGGAUAAUUCACAUAUUAAUCCAAAUGCACCAGCAAAUGCUGUUAUAAAACUUGAACCACGUGACAAAGAUGACGCUAUUGAAUUGACUAAUCCUGGUGUAAGGUUGAUGGAAAAUAUGUAUGUUCCUAACUCGAACUCCAAUGUGAUAUUAAAUAUGAAUAUUUCAAAUAUACAAAGACAUCCAUCUCCUAUGUCUAUGCACAAAGUUCCAACUUUUCCUCCUGUUAAUCAAGUAAUUAAAUCCAAUGAAAUAGAAGAGCGUUCAACAACACCAACAUCACAAUCACUACGAACAGAAAUAAAUGUGCCUAUAAUAAAACCGGAAACAAAUUUGCAGGUUCUUCCUACAAGGACUGAGUCAAGCAUUUGUGCCCCAGUGGCUCCAUUAAAUCUGGGUCCACCACAAAUUGGUCAACCGCCAUUACCAAGCAUGAUGCAAACUGGCAACCUGGUUACAAUUGGUGGUGGAAUGUCUACAAAUCCUCCUGGGAUGCCUUCUCAUUAUGGUUACAUACAGGGAUCACCAUAUCAACCUCGAAGCAUAUCUGAUAAAAACCCAGCAUCUAUUUCGGUGUUGCCACAUAUGGUGUCAAAUGCACCUAGUAUGAUUAGCCAGAAUAAUGUGCCAACUUCUCAACCCAUAAUUAUUAACAAUAGUGAACACAUAGCUCAAAUGAAUCAAAAUGAGCCUCAAAAUUUGAAAAUAAAGCAGGAAAUUCGAGAUCCUUCGCCCUCGAUGCAUCAGCCUAUUGCUACGCCUCCUGCACACCAACAUCCAGAAAAUGUGCCUCAAGGAUUAAUAGAUCCUUUGCAGUCUCUCAAAGAUGUAAAAGUACCUGGUUUUGCUUUAAGUUCAAAUCCUAGUAUAUCUCAGCCACUGCCCAGUAACAAUAGUUCUACAAAUAAUAUUUUAUCAAGUUCAGGCCAUAUUCAAGAGCCACUUGAUAUACGAUCACAGAGCAAUAAUGCAUUUUUAGCACCAACUAUUGAUAUUAAAAAGGAACCUGAAUUUGGUAAUUCACAAAAUCAUCAUGGGUCAAGUCAACAUCAAGUUGGACAAAAUCCUCCAGCUGCGCAUACUCCUUCUAUGAAGAGUCCUCAACCAUCACAAGUGAAACUUACUCCUUCCAGUACUCCUCAAGGUUCUUAUCAUAACUCUGCUUACCAACCAUCAACUCCGCCGAUAUCCAGGCAUUUGACAACACCACCAAUUUCCCAGUCUUUGACUAUGACUCAUCCAGCCAUAAAUCUAAUUAAUCCCAACCCAUCUCCUUUGCCACCACCUACAUCAAUUCCUGGACCUGUUAUGCAUCCAUCUCAACAGCCUAGCCCUCAUCCUCACCCAUUCCCAGGGCCUUUACACCAUCCUCAUCAUGCACUGAUACAUCAUCCAUUGUUUGCUGCGGCAGCCGCUGCUCAUGCAAUGCAUCCUUAUCAUGCACAUGCUUAUGCAUAUCCUUUUCCUUAUCCAUAUCCUUAUGGCCCAAUUCCGCAACCUCAUCCUAUUCCUCCACCCCAUAAUCCUCCAUCCAGUACUCCAAGCAGACAUGAGUCAGCUUUAGCUUUGCCCAAAUCUAGUUCAAUUGAAUCCACUACAAUGAUGACGUCGCAUCAUAGUUCUAGUUCUUCCGUUACAACUCGUUCAUUACGUGAAAUACGUGAGACGACUGAAGAUCCUCAGAAUCCUAAUAAUCCAACUUCAGAGAGGCAUCAAACACAUGAAACUACUAUGAUGCAUCAUCAUUCUACAAGUCAUCAUAGUUCAGUUCAUACAAGCUCUGAAAAACAACCGAAUUAUGGAGGAACAAAUCAUUCAUUGACUAUUUCACAUUCCACAUCGAGCAGUACCUCUCAGACUGUGCAGCAUAAAAUAAAUACGCAACAGAAGACAAGUGUUCGAACAAGUUCUCCUCAUGCUCAUGCGUCUGCUAGUUUGUCGCAAAGCACAUCAUCUAGUAUUAAUAUGCCAUCAAGUCAUUCGCACCAUCAUACGCAUCAUCAUGCUCACCAUCACGAGAGACUUUCUCCUGCAAAUCAAUUGCUAGUACCACCAAGCAUAAGGCAUCAUCCUCAUGGUAAACCUUAUGUGAGUAAUAGUCAUCUAAUGGUGCAGCCUCCAAAUAUGAGCCAUCAUGGACCUCUUGGUCCUCCAACGAUGGCUGGAAGUUCUCUGGAACAACUUAGAGCUCACGCACAAGCUGCUCAAAUGCAACAAAAUAUGCCUUCCCAGAUGCAUCCUCCUCCAAGUUCUCCACAACAAAUUCAACCUCCACAUGGUCAUGGAAAUCAUCAUAGGCCAUCACAUAUGUCUGAGGAAAUGAAGCAAGAACCUCAUGACUCCCGAACACCAGAUGUAGACCCUCAUUCGGGGCAAAUUAAUUUAGAAGAGGAAGAGGUACCAAGUCCAUCACACAUUCAAAGAGGUCCUAGUCCUGAACCAAAAAUAGAAGAUACUGAAUGCCAUCGCUCUCAAUCUGCAAUUUUCUUACGGCAUUGGAAUCGCGGUGACUACAAUUCAUGUACUCGUACUGAUUUAAUUUUUAAACCUGUCCCUGAUUCAAAAUUAGCUCGAAAGCGGGAAGAGAGGCUUCGCAAGCAAGCAGAGAGAGAAAGGGAGGAGAGGGAGAAAGUUGUACAACAAGCACAAGCCAGAAAGAUUGCAACACCUGAGAAACCGGACAUCAAGCCACCAUCUAGAGGACCAAUUGAAACAAUUACAUCACCUUAUGAUAGGUUUCCACGUCAAGGUUAUCCUGAUACUCCAGCUUUAAGACAGCUGUCUGAAUAUGCUCGGCCGCAUGCAGGCUUCAGUCCAGGCAACUUGCAAAGAGGAGCUGCUUUGGGAAUAUCACCUCACUGUAUCGAUCCUAUGUUACAGUACCAACUCAAUACAAUGUAUGGUCCUGGAGCAAGAGAAAGGUUGGAGUUAGAGCAUAUAGAGCGCGAGAAACGAGAACGUGAAUUAAGAGAACUUCGAGAACGGGAGCUGAAUGAUAGGCUUAAGGAAGAACUUAUGAAAAAUGCAGGUGCUGGACCAAGGUUAGGAAAUCCAAUGGAUCCACAUUGGCUUGAUCUUCAAAGAAGGUACUCUGCAGUGGGUCUUGGAUCCGGUCCUGGGGGUCCUCCACAGCCAGGAAUGCCUCCUAUGCACCAUCUUGGUCUAUAUGGGGCACCACCAACAGGACCUGGUCAACCUUCUUUGUCACAAUUGGAACGAGAACGAUUAGACAGAUUAGGAAUACCUCAUCCAGGUUCUGCUGGACCCCCUGGAAGUAUAGGUCCGAAUCCAGGUGGACCAGGUGGACCACCGUCUCAUCACCCUCAUCAUCCUCAUCCAAGUAGUGUUGCUGCUGCUCAAUUGGAAGCAGCCGAACGAAUGGCGCUUGCAACUGAUCCUAUGGUACGAUUACAGAUGGCUGGCAUUAGUCCGGAGUACCACGCUCACACGCAUGCGCAUACGCACGCGCACUCGCACACCCACCUACACCUUCAUCCUGGACAGCAGGCGGCGCAGGCACAACAGGCUCAACAGGAGAGUGCUGCCGCUGCAGCAGGUUUCCCCCUGCCAGGUACAUAUCGAACAUCUGCUUCAGCAGGUUACCCAAGGCCUAGUAUUUUGCCCAGUCGAGAAGCUGCUUUAGGUCUGCAUCAUCCGGACUUAUUGAGUAGGCCCUAUGCAGAUCAACUGGCACAUCAGGCUGUAGCCCAUGAACAUCUGCAAAGACAAAUUCUUUUAGAGCGUGAACGGUUUCCUCACCCUUCCUUAGUUCACCAUGCGCAACAUGAAGAAUUUAUGAGACAACGAGAGAGAGAAAUGAAAGUUCGCGCAUUGGAAGAAGCUGCUAGAGGCUCCCGUUCAUAAACAACAAUCGUGAUAAUUAAAAAAUUCUAAUAUAAUUCUUGAACUUUGGAAUUAUUUUUUUAUGACAAAAAUAUAAUAGUUAAGAGAUUUAUAUUUAAAAUGCAACUAAUUUCCUAGUUAUCAGGAAAUUUUCCAUUAUGUAAAAGAAAGAUUUCAAUACUUAAUAUAAGAAAAAUUAGACUUAAAUAUUUAAAUUAGCAAUAGUUUAAUUCUAUUUGGC
Messenger RNA from Ctenocephalides felis (cat flea), 6544 nucleotides. RefSeq names its product arginine-glutamic acid dipeptide repeats protein (gene Gug). Gene Ontology annotation, cellular component: nucleus. Gene Ontology annotation, biological process: regulation of DNA-templated transcription. The coding region runs from base 286 to 6324 and encodes 2012 amino acids. Gene Ontology annotation, molecular function: sequence-specific DNA binding; transcription corepressor activity. Lineage: Eukaryota; Metazoa; Arthropoda; Insecta; Siphonaptera; Pulicidae. The record is from RefSeq and is a predicted model, not a curated record. The transcript is spliced from 20 exons.